This is a messenger RNA of Trichomonas vaginalis G3, 1554 nucleotides long. Its product is annotated as positive regulation of translation initiation in response to endoplasmic reticulum stress. Lineage: Eukaryota; Parabasalia; Trichomonadida; Trichomonadidae. The coding region runs from base 1 to 1554 and encodes 517 amino acids. Gene Ontology annotation, molecular function: protein-folding chaperone binding; misfolded protein binding. Gene Ontology annotation, biological process: protein folding in endoplasmic reticulum. The transcript has a single exon. The record is from RefSeq and is a predicted model, not a curated record. Gene Ontology annotation, cellular component: endoplasmic reticulum.
AUGUUUGUUUUCGCUCUUCUUUGCUACCUCGGUCAGAGUGUAGAUUACAUAGAAAAGAUAUCAAAAUUCAUGAGCUCUGGACAGCAUAACAAAGCCAUUCAAGUGGCAACAGAUUAUAUUGAAGAUCAAGGCAUUAUUGACGCUGAUCCUCUUCUUUACAAGUUACGUGGUGAAUGCAAGUUUAUCUUAGGUCAGUAUGAUGAUGCAAUAUUAGAUUUAUCGAAAAUUAUUAACUAUGUUCAAGCACAACCGAAAGAUCAACAAAAUGCUUACUCAAUUCGUGGCCAGUGCAACUUAAUUCUUGGCAACCUCGACGAUGCGCUCAAUGAUGCUACGAAGAGUAAGAACAACACCCUCUUAAAAGCAGUAAAAACUUGCAAAUUCCAAAUUGACGCUGCCAAAGUUUCUGAGAAGAACAAAGUUCCAAAGGAAGCCCUUGAACAUUACCAAAAAGCCCUUAAAUUUGCUCCUCUUUCCAUUGUUCAUCUUGUUAAAGCUGCAGAAAACGCUUUACAGAUUGGAAACAGUGAAGAAUUUGAUAACCUCGCUCGCCAGAUCUUCAAAGUUGAUGCAAAGAACCCAGGUUACAUUCUUUUGAUUGGCCGUGACGCCUUUGAGAAGAAUGACCUUGGUUUGGCCGAAACUCGCUUUAAGAAAUGUUCAAGCACCAAUAACAACUGCAUGAGAUUACUUAAAGCUACAAAGAAGCUUUCCUCAGCCAGAUCUAAAGCAUCAAGUCUUAUUCGUCAGUCAAAGUUCGAAGAAGCCACAGAACUGAUGAACCAAUGCAUUGAGAUUACAAAGCAAUACGCCAAACCAAGCUCCCAUGUUUCUCUUUCUAUUGAUAUUCUUAAUGUUAAGAUUCUCAUCAAGAAAGGCAAGCAAACAGAAGCUCUCGAUAUCCUCAACAAUAUCAUCAAAUCAUACCCAAAUAAUACAGAAGUUCACUGCGAUCGUGGUGAAAUUCUCAUUGAACUCGAAGAUUACGAUGGCGCCAUCAGCGAUUUCUCUCUUGUUACACGCCUUGAUCCAGAAAACAGACGUGCUAAGGCUGGCCUCAAGAAAGCAUCAGAACUUCGUGAGAAAGAGAAGCAUCAAGAUUAUUACGAACUCCUUGGUGUCAAGAAAGGCUGCACAGAGUCCGAACUUAAGUCUGCAUACAGAAAGGCCAUCUUUAAGUGGCAUCCAGACAGAUUCCAAGAUAAGACUGAAAAGAAGAACGCUGAGAAGCGAAUGAAGCUGAUCAAUAAGGCCAUGGAUGUUCUAGGUGAUCCUCAGAAGAGAAGAUUGUACGAUAACGGCGUUGAUCCAGAAAAUCCAAAUCAGCCUCCACCAGAUGCAGACGGCCAACAGUACUACGGCCAAGGCGGCCCACAGGGAGGUUUCUACCAAGGCGGUCCACAAGGCGGAUUCUUCCAAGGAGGUCCUCAGGGAGGAUUCUUCCAAGGAGGAGGUGGCGGCGGCUUCGAAGAUAUAUUCAGAAUGAUGGCUGGACAAGCGCAGGCUCAGAGACAAGCUCAGCAUCAGAACGGAAGAGCCAACAGGCGUAGAUAA